AUGCGUAACAGUAUGCCACCUGGCAUAGGCGAAGACGCAUUGAAAGAAUUCUGGCUUCAGAAACUCCCGUCGAACGUGACCGCCAUACUCGUCAGCCUCGACGCAUCGUUGGACGAACUGGCUGCGCGCGCCGAUCGUAUUUUGGACGUGUCCAACCCGCAGAGCGUCGAUGUUUUGUCCAAGGGGCAAUUUAGCGAACUGGCCGACGCAGUAUCAGUGUUGUCACAGCAGGUCAAGUCCCUCACUCAAAUCGUCAACUCCACGGAUAAACCCUCGCGACCUCGAUCUCGGGCACCCGCGCGCUCGGACGCGCAGCAACCGGGGAAAAUGUGUUUCUACCACACCAGGUUCGGCAAAAGGGCGCGCGCUUGUCAAUCGCCGUGCAGUUUCGAACAGGAGUCGCGGGAAAAUCCCGCGUCCGCGCCCGCGGAAAACUGA
This is a messenger RNA of Macrosiphum euphorbiae (potato aphid), 438 nucleotides long. Lineage: Eukaryota; Metazoa; Arthropoda; Insecta; Hemiptera; Aphididae. The record is from the annotation of a GenBank genome assembly.